Messenger RNA from Guyanagaster necrorhizus, 575 nucleotides. RefSeq lists its product as uncharacterized. Gene Ontology annotation, biological process: regulation of DNA-templated transcription. Gene Ontology annotation, molecular function: zinc ion binding; DNA-binding transcription factor activity, RNA polymerase II-specific. The record is from RefSeq and is a predicted model, not a curated record. Bases 1 to 537 code for a protein of 178 amino acids. The transcript is spliced from 2 exons. Lineage: Eukaryota; Fungi; Basidiomycota; Agaricomycetes; Agaricales; Physalacriaceae.
AUGCGCGAUAUCGUCCUCGAAAUGAGAUCCCAGCAACAAGCCUAUGCCAGGCGACACCUCGGGGACGAUCAUUGGGAGACAAUGGUGCUGCUCGACAUACCGCGCUGGUACUGGCACUUGUCCGGUAUCAAGAAGUGGGAUUUGGCCCCCGUUGAAGUCUCAUCGCCGUGCAAUGCAUGUCGCGCGUCUAAACACCCUUGUCAUUACACUCGCAACGCCACCGCAAAUGAGUGCCGGGAAUGUCAUCUCCAAGGGAAAACCUGCUUUCUGGGCAAUAGCCAAGGGGCGAACAAGAAGCGGACCCGCGCUGACUCCGUCGAAGAAGACGAGGACUCAGACCCUAUUACUGACUCGAAGGUAAAACGGAAAGGAGACAAUCAGAAGAGGCGCAAAGUGGAUUCGGAAGAGGACAAGUGGGACUCGAACCUCGUCAAGCGCCUCGAGCUUCAGCUGGAGGCAGGGGAACGACAGGUUGCUGGUCUCUUGGAAGAAAACAAUAGAGUCAAGCACGCAGAAGAAUUGGCUGGGAAUAUGUAGGGGAAGGCAAACGCCUUAGAGAGGAGUGUAGCAGGCAG